AUGCAAAACAUGUAUAUGAAUAAUCGUGAGUUUUAUCAACCUAACCUUCCUUCAUUUCCAUUAUGUGAAUCAAAAGAAAUCUGUAUAACACAAUUAUCUCAAGAGACUAGUAUACAAACAUGGCCAUGUGGUUUCAAUACUGGUAAUGAUAUCAUAACGCAUACGUUUCAUGAAGAAGUUUACAUCCUAGAAGGUGCUAUUACUGAUCUUUCUCUUGGUCAAACAUUUGGUAAAGGAUAUCAUGCAUGGCGCAAUCCUGGAAUGAAACAUGGGCCUUAUCAAGCUGAUCAAAAUUUUGGUUGUCAAAUGCUCGUCAUCGUCAGAAAUCCUAAUAGACUAUCAGAUUCUCAUUAA
Messenger RNA from Rotaria sordida, 354 nucleotides. Lineage: Eukaryota; Metazoa; Rotifera; Eurotatoria; Philodinida; Philodinidae. The record is from the annotation of a GenBank genome assembly.